Volvox carteri f. nagariensis is the source of this 390-nucleotide messenger RNA. RefSeq names its product histone H2A (gene hstH2A-7). The record is from RefSeq and is a predicted model, not a curated record. Gene Ontology annotation, cellular component: nucleosome. Lineage: Eukaryota; Viridiplantae; Chlorophyta; Chlorophyceae; Chlamydomonadales; Volvocaceae. Gene Ontology annotation, molecular function: protein heterodimerization activity; structural constituent of chromatin; DNA binding. The coding region runs from base 1 to 390 and encodes 129 amino acids. The transcript has a single exon.
AUGGCUGGUCGUGGCAAGGGCAAGACUGCCGGCAAGAAGGCUGUCAGCCGCAGCGCAAAGGCAGGACUGCAGUUCCCGGUGGGUCGCAUCGCCCGCUACCUCAAGAAGGGCAAGUACGCCGAGCGCGUCGGUGCUGGUGCUCCUGUCUACCUGGCCGCUGUUCUGGAGUAUCUGACUGCUGAGGUGCUGGAGCUAGCUGGUAACGCGGCUCGUGACAACAAGAAGAAUCGCAUUGUCCCUCGCCACAUCCAGCUGGCCAUCCGCAACGAUGAGGAGCUGGGCAAGCUGCUUGGCGAUGUGACGAUUGCGUCCGGUGGUGUGCUGCCCAAUAUUCACGCUGUGCUGCUGCCGAAGAAGUCCAAGGGCGGCAAGGGCGAGGAGGCGGCCUAA